This is a messenger RNA of Impatiens glandulifera, 2241 nucleotides long. RefSeq lists its product as uncharacterized. The record is from RefSeq and is a predicted model, not a curated record. NCBI's taxonomy places the organism in Eukaryota, Viridiplantae, Streptophyta, Magnoliopsida, Ericales, Balsaminaceae.
UUCCUGUCUCCGUCAUUUCCUCAUUCUCCCCGUGACUCGAAUCGGAAAAUAAACUGAACUAUUGCCGGCGAGACUGUGUUUCUAUUUCUCUCUCUCUAUAUAAAUUGUUAGACUUGAAUCUCGUCGGAAUGAAAUCUUCACUGGGGAAGCUGCGGAAAUUUGGUCUCCUCAGGAGUGAUGACAAGGAGAAGAAGGAGCGUCAACAUAUGUUGCGUUUGAAUGAGCUCGAUCAAGCUUCACAGCUCUUACUGUACCAGGAUAUGCAAGACAUGAGAAGUUGCUAUGACAACUUACUUUCUGCAGCUGCUGCAGCCACAAAUAGUGUAUAUGAAUUUUCGGAGUCACUGCAAGACAUUGGCACUUGUUUUCUGCAGAAGCCUGCAUUGAAUGAUGAUGAUGAAAGCUAUAAACUAUUAUCUAUGCUGGGAGACGCUCAGUUUGAUCUACAGAAACUUUUUGAUAGAUAUGUGAGUCUUUUAUCUUGUGGUCAUCUACUUCUGACCAAUCACAACCCCUCAGAGUCUCUACUGAAAGACCUUCGAACAGUGGAGGAGAUGAAGCUACAAUGCGACGAGAAAAGAAAAAUAUAUGAACAUAUUGUGGCUCAAUAUCAAGAGAAAGGGAAGUCCAGAAGUGGAAAAGGGGAGAGUGUAUUUUCACAACAAUUAAAAGCUGCUCGUGAUGAAUAUGCUGAGGUGGAAUCCGGUAUAUUUCGAUUGAAAUCUUUGAAGCAAGGGCAAUGGCGCAGUUUGUUAACGCAGGCAUGCUCGUCAUCAGCUGCUCAGAUGAGUUUCUUUAAGAAUGGGCUUAAAUCACUUGACGCCAUUGAGCCUCUUUUGAAUAGAGUCACUAAAAAGCAACACAUAGACUAUCAACUUGAUGGAUUUGAAGAUGUAGGAAAUGGGACGAUGUACAUGUUAAUAGCUAUGGUAGCAUGGUGAUGAGGAGUAUGUUUUGUCUAUAGAGGAAAAUAAGCAAGUAUCUGAUGCCAUUUCUGGAUCAAGGAAUUCUACUGAAGGAAAUCAGCCUUUGAAGGUUGAAUCUCGGUGGAGCAGCUAUUCUGCACCAAUAUUUCCAGAGAAAAAGUUCAAUCCGGGAUACAAAUCAGAGACUUGCCUCAAGUCCCUGCAAGGAAAUCUCACUCUUAUGUAUUACCCACACCCGAUGAUGCAAAAAAAUAGAAUUCGGUUAGAGCAAUAGCUCAGUUCCAAAUCAAGGCCAGUAAGUAACAUUAGUGGCAGCUCCCACCAGUCUCAGUGGCACUCAUCUCCAUUGCAGCAACCUCAAAAAGAAGGGAAAGAUUUCAUAGAUGUCAACCCCUUAGGUUCUGUUAACUCAAAAUCAAAAGUUAAAGCGAGUAGUUAAUACACACUCCCCCCUAGCGUAUUGUUUCCUUCACUCCCAGGAUCCUCUGAUGGUAAAAAGCCGAAGAGGCAAGCCUUUUCUGGUCCACUUUCAAACAAAGCUGCCUCAGGUGCAAAACCCUUUAUAUCUGUAAGUGGCCCAAUCUCCAUAGUGAACUUCCUCCCAAAUAACUUCCGGGGGGAUGCUUCUCUCUCGAGUACCUGUUUCUAUUUCACCGAAAGUAUCUCCUGCUUCAUCACCUCGAUUGCAUCUUCACCAAAAAUAAGUGAGCUUCAUGAGCUUCCGAGGCCUCCUCCAAGUGGUGGUAAAUCAUCAGGAGUGGUGGUCGUCCCCCCCCAAGCCGGUAGCUUCUUUAAGUGGGUAUUCUGGUCCGUUGAUCCUCAAGAAUCAAGAACCGCCACCUCCUCUAAAUAAAAGCAGCCAUGUUACCGCUUUCAGUAAUCCAAACCCUCUGCCAAUUCCUCCUCCGUCUGUCAUCGUAGCUUCUCAAUACCCUCCAACAAUCAGAGGGCUAUGGCAACUCACGUGGCCAAACUAUUGGAAUCUCCUCAACACUGUGAGAAAGCUGCGGAAGUAAGUUCACCUCCGUUGACUCCUAUAUCUCUUUCGAAAAUCAAGCCAUUGUUAUACGGAUCAGAAGUAGAUUCUCAGUGGGAAGAACAACUCAGAAGAAGUCGUCAGCUGAUUUGAUGGGUUUUCUUUCUUUCUUUCUUUUGUUUGAUUUGAUCUAGUUGUAAGAGAGGGGUCUCUGUAUGUAAAUAUGAGAUUCAUGUAUUUUGGUGAAUCAAUGUUUUGCCAGUUGGGUGGUGGUCAGGUCCUCCUCCAAUUUUGUGCUUAUGGAAUUUUAACAUUUAUAUAUCAUCCUUCACUUAUUCA